AUGUGUGGGAUCGCAAAGCUCCUGCUGGUGGCCGUCGGUGUCCUGGCCUCGGCUGCUGCUGGUAGCGGUGCUACUUGGAGUCUGUCUCUCAGCCAUCUGAACACAUCACAGGAGGCGCCGGGCAACAAUGGCUGCAGCCAUGGCGGGAGCGAUCCAAACUGCGGGUUCAACACCAACCACAACGUGAGCCUCUACACAUCCCCCGAUCUCAGCAACGGCAGCUGGACCUAUGCCGGGGAUAUGCUGCCCGUUGACGCUCGACCUGAAGCCAUCUACUACCGGCCCAAAAUCGUGUUUAACCCCACCACGUCGCGCUAUGUCCUCUGGAUCAAUGCCGUCCCCGCCGGCAAUUUCUCCGCGUCAUACUACGUAGUCGCCACGAGUACCGUCCGCACGGGCCCGUUUGUCGUCCAAGCCACUCACGUCGCCCUGGCCCAAGACGCGCCCGGCGAUUUUGACAUCUUUGUCGACGAUGAUGACCAAGGCUACAUCAUCUAUACCGCCAUCACAGCCGUACGUCAAUCCGCUUGCCUUUGCCUCUUCAACGGGAAGUGA
Molecule: messenger RNA, 555 nt
Organism: Monosiga brevicollis MX1
Lineage: Eukaryota; Choanoflagellata; Craspedida; Salpingoecidae
Exons: 4
Coding region: 1-555 (184 amino acids)
Source: RefSeq, a predicted model, not a curated record